AUGUUCGGAAAUCGACCAAAGCUCGCAGCUGCGAUUGCGAAAAGAAACCAUCGCGAGGCAGAACCGAAGCCUCCGGACAGAUCAGCGGUGCAGCAACAAGCCCAAGGUCUGAUCUCAUCAACUCUCGCCAUCAUGCUGUUGCUCCUGCUUUCCUGGCAGAGCCUGCUGUCCACUGGUGGAGCGCUCGUCAGACAUGUCCAGAGUGGCUUCGUCCCCCUACAGCCGCCUCGGCGUCGUUUGCGUCCAUCCCGACUCAUCCCAGCUGCCGAGAAGGGACAGGGCGGUGCGUCUGUGUCGACGACAGUGAGCCGCGAGAGGGCCGCCAGAGUGGUCGACGCCGCCCUUUGCUACCUCAAGCUGCAUGAAACACCCAAAAGCUUCGUUUCGGGGUUGAGCGACCUCGUUCCAUCCCUCAUUUCUCGCGGCAAUACCACCACUCAAUGGUCUGUUCAGCCGGACUUUCAGCUGUCGGGAGCGCCAUUCUCGCCACCCGACCUUCAAGCCGUCUAUGAGAUGCACGCCAGCCAGUCCCCCUUUGGCCUGAAAGACCAGACAAUUGUCGAUCCAGAUGUGCGCAACAGCCGGGAAUUGUCAGCCGACCAAGUGCGCCUGAGCAGUCGGGACGGCCGGUGGGAGAAUGUGAUUGAGGGAAUCUGCCGUACGGUGGAGGAGGAGAUGACGCCGGGCUAUCGAGUGACAGCGGAUUUCUACAAAACCCUUAUCUAUGCGGAGGGCGACCACUUCCGCGUCCACAAGGACACGCAGCGCACCGCAGAGAUGUUUGGCUCACUGUUGCUCUUCCUCCCAUCUGACUACAAAGGCGGAGACUUCCUGCUCUACGAUGGGGACCAAUUCCAUGGCGAACGCUUCAACAACGAGACGCGAGCAGCUCUCGAGAGCGGGCAGUGUCGGUGGCUGGCCUUCUUGGCUGACAUCCCUCAUCGCGUGAUGCCCGUUGAGUCGGGCCAUCGACUCGUGCUGGCUUACAACCUGCGGCGGGAGAAAUUGGCAGAGCCCCAGAGAGGAAGGCCUGCCCCGCUGGCCGCACCGCUGCAAGAUCUGGUCGAUAUGCUCACCGACUACUUCACGUCGACCGGCGAGGAGACACAAGGGGACAGAGAGGUAAGCGGCCAUGCAGUGAGUGCACAUGAGAAGAGCAUGUGAGUGAUGGCUGCUGUCCCUCUGUGCUUUGGGCCGUGUUGUGUUUGCAGAAGGAGAGUGCCAGGCGGUUCGUCUUUUUGCUCGAUCACGACUACACGCCUUCGUCAAUCGGGCCUGACUACCUCAAAGGUGCCGACAGCGCCUUGUAUCAGGUGCUGGCACAGCACUUCAACGUCAGCUUUGAGAUGCUCAAUGAGUUCGUCUCAUUCGACGACCCCGCUCAAUACUCGCUGAUCGACAAUGAGACUGACGCGGCGGUUCUGCGGGCAGGCACGGCCAACAUCACAGACGAAGAGAAGGCCCAGGUAUUUGGACCUUACUGGGAGACCGAGUUCUUCGAUGAAAAUGAGUUCUGCGAGUUCUUCGAUCACUUGACAUGGUACGAAUACCGGGACAGUCCAGAGUCGAAGCACUGUGAUUAUGAAUACUUGAAAGACGAGUAUUUGAAAAUGUCCGAAGAAGAGAAGCAAAAAUGGAGACAAAGGGCCAUCGCCAGACGGAAGGAAAAGGCCAUCGCCGAUUGGCGUUCUUCUCUCGCUGACGGGCAAGCGUCUCGGGUAGGUGUGCUCACUCACGCACUCUCACGUCACUACAACCUGUUGUCUCUCUGUUGUGUGUGUCAGUGGGGCGACGAUGAUUGGGUCAACCUGAUGGACCGCAUUCGAGAGAAGGCAUCGAGCAACGACGUCGACUUUGUCUUCCCGGUGCGGAAGCCCGGACAGUCCGCCUUCGCGAAGAAGCCACAUGUCAUGUGGGGAGGAAACCAGGAAGCCAACUGGGAGUAUCAGUACAUUUCCGUGUGUCUCCUUGUGAGCGGGCUGAGAGAGUGAAGUGAGGGGCCUUCCUGGGCGUUUCAACAAGCCAGCUGUUGCCUUUAUGGCGUUUCGUAUAGGCUAUCUGCCAUGUUGCACAGCAGAGAGAAGCG
Molecule: messenger RNA, 2086 nt
Organism: Vitrella brassicaformis
Lineage: Eukaryota; Vitrellaceae
Source: the annotation of a GenBank genome assembly